AUGACUACCCCAGACCCCGACCUCAGCCAACCCCCCUUCAACCGCUUCCCCACCUGGACGCUCUCGAAACUGCGCCCCUCGGCCAUAAAGACCAUCCAGCACGUCCACGAAUUCAUCGAGACAAAAUGCAUCCCCGCGCAAUCCAUCAUGAAAUCCCAACUCGCCCAGAACCGCUGGCGCACACCGCCACUCAUGCGCCACCUCCGCACCGAAGCCCAAGCCGCCGGCCUCUGGAACCUUUUCCUCCCCCCCGAAUUCCCCUCAUCCCCGGGCCUCACGAACCUCGAGUACGCGUGCUGCGCGGAGCUCAUGGGCCGCGUAUACUGGGCGGCACAGACGAUGAACUGUCACGCGCCGGAGACGGGGAAUAUCGAGCUCCUCGCGAAAUACUGCAACGACGCGCAGAAGGAAAAGUGGCUUGCCCCUCUGCUACGCGGGGAAUUCAGCUCCGCGUACUCGAUGACAGAGCCCGACGUUGCGUCGUCGGAUGCGACGAACAUCGGAAUUGAGAUCCGGCGCGAGGGAGACGAGUAUGUGAUUAAUGGACGCAAACUCUUUGGCAACGCCAAGUGGAAUCCAGACGUUAGGCUGUAUAUCCUCAUGGGCUGCACGGAUCCCACCAACGCCGACAUCCGUCGGCGACAUUCGAUGCUCCUGGUCCCCGCCGACACGCCGGGCCUCGCCAUGCGCCAGAACCUCUCGAUUAUGGGCUACGAUUGUGCGCCCGAAGGACACGGCGAGUACAUCUACACCAACGUGCGCGUGCCCGUCUCGAACGUGAUCCUCGGCGAGGGAAGGGCAUUCGAGAUCGCGCAGGGACGACUCGGACCAGGCCGGAUCCAUCACUGUAUGCGGCUGCUCGGCCAGGGUGAGCUGGCGUAUGAGCUUGCGCUUGUGCGCGCGACAGACGAGCGGAAGAAGCCUAGGGGGAAACUCAUUGGGGAGUUUGAUAGUAAUAUUGAGCGCAUUGCUCAGAUGCGGCUUGAGCUUGAUGCGAUGAGGCUUGUUGUAUUUAGUGCGGCGGAUACGCUCGACUCGAAAGGCAAGGAUGGCCACGGCAGCAAGAAAGACCGCUAUGUCAUCGCGCAAAGCAAGAUCCUCGUCCCUGCUGCUGUGGCACGCAUCAUCGACGAGUGCAUGCAGUUGUACGGCGGGCAGGGGCUGACGCAGUACACGCCGCUGCCGGAGAUGUGGACGUAUGCGCGGUUUGUGAGGCUGGCGGAUGGGCCGGAUGCGGCGCAUCGGCAUCAGGUUGGACGGGAUCAGUUGAAGGGGGCGAAGGAGGUGCUGGCGCGGCAUGUGAAAUAUUAUGAGAUUGCGCUCGAGUUGAAGAAGCAAUUUGGGUUGGAGGACGAACUGAAGGAUGAUUGCUCGUGGGAGUAUAUCAAUCUGGCGGGGGCGAAGGCGAAGCUGUAA
This is a messenger RNA of Aspergillus calidoustus, 1416 nucleotides long. The record is from the annotation of a GenBank genome assembly. NCBI's taxonomy places the organism in Eukaryota, Fungi, Ascomycota, Eurotiomycetes, Eurotiales, Aspergillaceae.